AUGUUCAGCGCCACCCGCGCCGAGGCCCGUGCCAGGUGCCCGCGCCCGCGCCAGGUCGGACGCGCCCCAGCCCAAGACUUCCCGGCCGAGUGCCCUGCCUGCAGACAAGCCUUCUGCCCCGAGGAGCGGUGCCGGCUCGUGGGGGACUUCUACGCGAGAAAGGCGGGCGCGGGCGCUGGCGCCCAGGGCCUGGCGCCGAUGGACGUCGACACCACCGAGGCACCGACUCUCCCAGGCACGGAGGGCUGGGAGCUCGUCGGAGCGUGCGAGGGGCCGGGCGAGUUGGAGCGCGUGGACUUGCAGGUGUGCAUGUGCCUCGACGUGACGGGUUCCAUGCAGUCCAUGCUCGACGGCGCCAACGCGGGCUGA
Prorocentrum cordatum is the source of this 369-nucleotide messenger RNA. NCBI's taxonomy places the organism in Eukaryota, Dinophyceae, Prorocentrales, Prorocentraceae. The record is from the annotation of a GenBank genome assembly.